AUGAUGCGAAAAUUUCGUAAAAUAUUUCGUCCAACAACUACAAUAUCAACAGCAAAUAAAAAUGAAAAUGAUCAUGCCACGAGCAGUCCUGAAUCGUCAUCGAACGAAGCAUCUUUUGCUAAACAAAUUUCACCAUCCAUUAAAAAUAAGUUCCAUGCAGAAUCAUCGGCCGCUACCGCAAAUCCUGCUCAAUCAAAUUCUAUAUCCUCAGGAGACGAUUCAUCACCUAGCGUACAGUAUGCGAAAAUGCGCAUUAUAUCAUCACCAGUUUUCCAACUACGUGACAUAAUACGUGCUUUGUUAACAUCUGUUGCACCAUCAUGUGAUCUGGUUUCAACAUUUUUAACUUACGGCCAAUCAUUAGGUGCGUCAACCAUUCAUGGCUAUCUUGUUGAUCGGUGUUAUGAUACUCAAACAUUAAUCCAUGAUGAUUUUUCAUCAUAUCAGGGCGUUGCAUUAUGUAUAACAUAUGAUGCUUUAUUAAGUGAACAACAAUGGGAAGAUGUAUUUGGAAUUCACGAAUCAACAUCAACAAUAUCAAAAACAGCAUCAUCAUUUUUUCAUCUAUCAGAUUUUUUAUGCAUAUUAAGUGGUUCACGUGUUGUUUAUUAUGAUCCUAAUGAACGUAUGACAAAUGAUGAACGUGCCUAUGUAUCUAUAUUUGAUCUUGAAACUGAUGAUAUCGAAAUAUUUCAAGAUCAAUUUUCGCCAUUAGAUCAUUUUCUAUUAAAAUCUAAAACAUUUUAUAAUGGUACAUUAAUACGUUUACCAUUACGAACAACAUCAACAACGCAAAUAAUAACACAUAUACAAACAUUAGACGAUAUUAAACAACAAAUCUUAAGAUACUUUAAUUCCAAUGAAUCCUGUAUGGAAUUAUUAUUAACACAAACAAAUAUAAAUACUAUUGAAUUUGAUUAUACAAAAGAUUUUCAAGUAUUUACAAAAAUCUUAUCUAUAGAUAAACACUCAUUAACAACAAUUCAUGAUGCUCAAUCGACAACGCAACUCAUCCAUAUGACAUUAUUUAAACAAGCUGAUGAUAUCAAUACAAGUAAUCUAUCUCGUUGGUUAUUAUCAGUUUAUAAUGAUUAUAAUGAAAAAGAUAAACAAGAAAUUCAAUUCAAACUUUUACUUCCCUUAGUACCUUUCUCUUUAUCACCAGAGACGACAUGUAUGUCAUCGAUAAUACAACAUAGUUAUCAAUCAAUACAAAUAACAUCAUCACGAAUACUUUAUUAUUGCAUAAUGCCAUCAUUGAAUUCUCUAUGUAAAGAUGAUGUGUGUAUAAAAUUACGCCAAAUCAAAUUUCCUCAGGCAUAUGCUUUAUUUCUAAAAAAUUUAUCCCGAUUAAUAAAUCCAGCGACAACAUUAAAUUUAACUAUUGAUCUUAUCUGGCAAUUAAUGCCAGAUAUUGAUGAACAUCAACGUUUACUUAAUCAAAAUCAAAAUCACUCACUACAACAGCAACAUCUUAAAAUUAUUCAUAAUCUUACACCAGAUAUUUGGAUAGAAAUCGGCAAACAAGAACUAUUCUUUUCAGCUACUGAUGGCUGGGGAUAUGUAGCUAUAGAAGAUAUGAUUAUUAAUAAUGUAGAAGCAGGUCCAAUACAAGACGUUCUUACAUUGGUAUUUUCUGAAGCAAAUGCUCCUAUUGUUAUUUUGCCUGCGCAUGUUAUAAAUGGUUUAUGUAAAUAUUCGAAUAAACACUAUUUACAAGUAAUGACACCGUUUCAUGCAUCAGAAUUAUUAGCUAAAAAUUCCAUAAUACUUUCACGUUUAACAUAUGAACAGAAAGUGUCAUUGUUAACAUAUAUUAUAUUAAAUGAUCCUGAUCCAGGCCUAGUUAUUGAAUUAAAUUUGCUACCACUAGCUAAUAAUCAAUUUAUAACAUUUCAAGGAAAACAAGCGUCGCCGAUUUAUUUAAUCGAUAAUAAUACGGAUGUUUUAAAAUUGUUUCAAGAAAAAAAUUACGAUAAAUUUCUAAAUCCAAAUAUUGAUAGAAAAUUAUAUGAUAUUUUAUCAUCUGAAAACUUUCAAGGUAUGAUUACAGUUUUAUUAUUCUUGUUAUAUCUUAGAUCUUAG
This is a messenger RNA of Rotaria socialis, 2085 nucleotides long. The record is from the annotation of a GenBank genome assembly. NCBI's taxonomy places the organism in Eukaryota, Metazoa, Rotifera, Eurotatoria, Philodinida, Philodinidae.